This is a messenger RNA of Rosa rugosa (rugosa rose), 2457 nucleotides long. Its product is annotated as factor of DNA methylation 1-like. Bases 354 to 2297 code for a protein of 647 amino acids. NCBI's taxonomy places the organism in Eukaryota, Viridiplantae, Streptophyta, Magnoliopsida, Rosales, Rosaceae. The transcript has 9 exons. The record is from RefSeq and is a predicted model, not a curated record. Gene Ontology annotation, biological process: gene silencing by siRNA-directed DNA methylation.
GACAAGCCAUGUUGCUAGAUUUUUUCAUCCCUGUGAACCAGAGGAAGAGCCCUUGCUUUGGUUCAGUUCAAUUUGGUUUGUAGGCAUCCACAGGGUUCGCUAAUCAAAUUGAGUAAGCACAUUCUGCUUUGUGUUCUAUAUGCUGUUCUUUGUUCUUGAAAACGAAAUCUACUGUUUGGUUGCUGAGAAAAUUUCAGAGAAGGUGUGUUUAUUAGUUUGGGAACUUGGGCUAAAAAUGAAAUCCCACUGUUUGUGACCUGCCGUUAGUAUGAACCCUUUUGCUUCAUAAGUUAGGCAACUGUCUCUUUUGUUGCUGUUUUCCAAGCCAUAAACCCAAAACCUUUUGUCUCUGCAUGGUUGCUUUGAAGACGUUUGAUAUGUCUGACAUAUCAGAAGAAAUAGAUAUUGGCGAUCAGUCUGCGUUUUGUCACCAAGAUAUUGAUAUUGUAGGGAAAUUGCAACGAAAUGUAGCUCAUGUCUUUGGAGAGGCCUUCUCAGAGCAGGGAAAAGUCUUUUCAAACUCUGAGGUUCAAAUAAAUGAUCUUAAGAUAAAGCUUGAGCAUACAAGAUCUCAACAGAAAGAACUUCAGGAAAAACUUGAGAAGAGUGAAGCUCAAAAGGAAGAGCUCCGGAAAAAGAUUGUGCAUAGCGAGGCUCAGAACAAAGAGCUUAAGAAAACUGAAGAAGCUCAAAGGAAAGCACUUAAUGAAGUACUGCUUCAGGAGAGUGAGACUAGAAACAGAACUUUGGAACAGAGUGAGAAGCUUGGUAGGAAAUUGAACAGAUUGCUCAACCAUUGUGAUCUCCAGCAUGAACAAAUGAAUGUAGUUUUGAAUAAGUUAAAGAAGAUGGAAGAAGAGUCGGUAGAAGUACGUGCUCUAUACUCUACACUUAUGCGCAAGGAGGACAAUAAUCAUGAUGAGCUGAUCAAUGUACGAUACCAUCUUGAAAAGACCUUCUUAGAAAAAGAAGCCUUUUCAAAAUCUGAAGAUCUAAACAAUGAUCUUAUGAAAAGGCUAGGUGAGAGUGAAUCCCAGAGAAAGGAGCUCCAGGAAAAGCAUGAUCAUAGUGAAUCUCAGAAGAAAGAGCUACAGGAGGAGCUUGAGCGGAUUGAAGCUCAGAAGAUAGAGCUUCAGAAAAAGGAUGAUCAGAGUGAAGCCGAACUGCAGGAGGCUCAUAAAGAGUUCAUCAAUGGACUAGGAGGUUUAAGAAUUUGUUCUUUAAUUGGUGUGAAGAGAAUGGGAGACCUCAGCAAAGAACCAUUUCAAACUUCAUGCAUGAGACGAUAUUCUUUAAAAGAAGUAGAUGGCAAGGCAGCAACACUAUAUUCUCAGUGGCAGGGCAACCUUAGGGAUCCAAACUGGUAUCCUUUCAUAACUAGCAUGGAUUCUUGUGGAAAUUCCGAGCUAACAAUCAAUGAAGACGAUGAAAAAUUGAAACAGAUAAAGGUUGACAAUCUUGGUAGUGAAGUUUACAAGGCUGUGACAACUGCUCUUAUGGAAUUGAAUGGCUAUAAUACCAAUGGUAAGAGUGCAAGAACAGAAUUAUGGAAUUUUAAAGAAGGGAGGAGGGCAACAUUGAAAGAGGCAAUAUCGUCUGUACUGAAGCAAUUGAAACUGCAGGAAAACAGGAAUGGUAAAAAGUUGUCAGAACAAAAGCAACUUGAUGUGAAGAAGACAAACCCGGAUGAAUUGGAACAGCAGCUUGAUGUGAAGAAGAAAGACCCGGGUGACAUUAAUGAAAUUCAAAAGAAGUUAGAGGAGAAGGAAGAUGAGUUGAAAGAUUUAAAAGAUGAUUUUGAAUAUUCAGAAGCUCUCAACUCUACACUAUUUGUCAAGGAGCGUGAAAGUAAUAAUGAACUGCAGGAUGCUCGCAAGGAGUUAAUCAGGGGACUGGUGGAUGACGGUUUUAUUGGCGUGAAGAGAAUGGGAGAGCUUGACAUCACGCCUUUUGCAACUGCAUGCAAGAGAGACCAUUCUAUGCUAGAACCAGAGGUGUGGCAAGAUUAUCUUAGUGAUCCAAGCUGGCAUCCGUUUAAAGCGAUCGAGGAUGAAUUUGGAAAUCGGAAGGAAAUUCUUGAUGUAGAUGAUGAAAAAUUGAAGAGUAUAAAGGGCGACGAUGCAGUGUACAAGGCAGUCACAACUGCCUUGAUGGAAUUGAAGGAGUACAAUUCGAGUGGUAUGUAUGUGACAGAUGAACUAUGGAACUUUCAAAAAGGGAGGAGGGCAACACUACAGGAGGGAUUAUCAUAUAUAUUAUUAAACUGGAGACCUCUGAAAAGGAAAAGAAAAAUUUGACUCGUAGGUUCAGUUGGAAAUCACCAUCACCAUUGCGAAAAUUAUUUAUUUUCAUAGAGACUCAGAUGCAGCGUCAAAGCAUUUUUUUUUAUUUUUUUGAUCACUUUAAGAUGUUAUUAAUCUAUUUUUUUAUUAAGAGAUGAGCAUUUAUUUUCCAACA